AUGACCACCUCCGGGUACCAGCAAGAUGUCGAGCGACCAGCCCAGCUCCUAUUCGUCUGCCAUCCCCUGACAGGUCACAUCACACCGGCGCUGCGAGUGGCCUCGGAGCUGCACAGGCGGGGAUGGCCCAUCACGUUCCUCGGCCCCACCACGCACCGCCAGCGCAUCUCCGGCUCGGGAGUCGACUUCAUCCCCCUGCAGGACGAAGCCGACAUCGACGACCUGCUCUACUACUCGCCCGACAACCCGGACCCGCCCGUUCCGGGCUACCACUCGCUGCUGUGGUACGAGCGUGCCCUCGUCGACGUGGAGAAGCACUGCCUGGAGCCCAUCCCGGCACAGUGGCGCUGCGUCAAGGAGGCGCUCGCCAGCCUGCAGGGGCGCAGCCCUGACCUCCCCGUCGUCGUGAUAUCGGAGGCUUUCUUCCACGGCAUCCUGCCUUUGCAUCUUGGCGCCGACCUGCCCAAUGGUGUCAAGAAGCCCAGGACACUGUGCCUCUCCGUCACGCCCCCGGCAAUCCGCAGCGUUGACCUGCCACCUUUCGGCUACCCCCUCCCAUUCUCCCAGUCAGACGAGGGCAGGGCACGCAACGCAGAUAUCUGGGACAUUUUCGAGGAGAAGACACUGCCCCUGAAGACCCUGUUCGACAAAAAGCUGUCCGAGGCCGGAGCCACACGCCUCCCUCCCGGCCCGGUCCUCCAAGGCCUCAACUACACGAGCCACGAUGCAAUCUUGCAGAUCGGCGUUCCCAGCUUUGAGUACCCACGGAGUGACUGGCCGAAGCAGUUCCAGUUCCUGGGUUUCCUCCCACUGGCCGCUCCCCCGCCAAAUGGCUAUCCGAACCUCCCUGGCUGGUGGGAGGAGCUCACGAGCACGAGCAAGAAAGUCGUCGUCGUGGCCCAGGGGACAGUCGAGACGGAUCCGAACGAUCUGAUCAUUCCCACUAUCGAGGCCUUGCGCCGUCGGGAUGACGUCUUUGUGGUCGCCAUCAUGGGCCGCAAGGGCGCGGCCUUGCCGCCCGAAUUUGACCUGCCUCGCCAUGCACUCGUCACUGAUUAUCUCCACUACGACGCAGUGCUGCCACAUGCCAGUGUCUGGGUGCACAAUGGCGGGUAUGGGGCCAUAACACAUGGCAUAGCCCACGGCGUGCCUAUGGUGGUGGCCGGCGAGGGCCAGGACAAGCCAGAGAAUGUGAAGAGAGUGCGCUACUCUGGCAUCGGGGUGGGACUUGGGACACCCAGACCUGGUGUUGAGAACUUGAAGGUCAGCUUAGACGCGGUGUUGGGUGAUGAGAGAUUCAAGACUAGAGUAGAGGUUCUUAGACAGGAGACAGAAGACCUAGACUGCUUCGGGCGCGUAGAAGAUUCCAUCAUUACACUGCGGCUGGCUCUUAUUAUGGCAUUGAAUGGCGAGAGCCAGAUGGAACUUGCAAAGGAUUUGCUGGACCAGAUAUUGCCGGUCAUACAGCGUGCAUUGUUACCACGAAUUACCUCGUUAGAAUCUAUCAGGUCGGCAUUUUUGUGA
Diaporthe batatas is the source of this 1524-nucleotide messenger RNA. RefSeq lists its product as uncharacterized. Gene Ontology annotation, molecular function: UDP-glycosyltransferase activity. Lineage: Eukaryota; Fungi; Ascomycota; Sordariomycetes; Diaporthales; Diaporthaceae. The coding region runs from base 1 to 1524 and encodes 507 amino acids. The transcript is spliced from 2 exons. The record is from RefSeq and is a predicted model, not a curated record.